CAAUGCAAGUGCCAUAUCCGAGGUCCUCAAGAAACUUCUAAAAGUUCUAUUCUUUUUCUUUCUAUAUAAAUUUACAAAAAUCAUUGUUCUAACUCAGAAAGUCUUGGAAACCCAUUUUCACCAGUUUUUUCUUUGUAAAGUUUGUAACUCUGAAGGAGAGUGAAAAUGGGUAUGGGAACAAGCAAUUUUGUGAUCAGAUGGAUCAACUUUCUUACAAUGCUCUUAGCUAUAGCUGUUGUAAUUUUUGGGGUAUGGAUGAGCACUCAUCAUGAUGGAUGUCGAAGAUCCCUUACUCUCCCAGUCUUAGGCCUUGGUGCCUUCAUUUUUAUAAUAUCCAUAAUCGGGUUCCUGGGGGCAGUGAAGAAGAACACCAUUCUGUUGUGGAUUUACUUGAUUAUGUUAUGCAUCAUUCUGGUGGCGAUCCUGGUAUUCACAGUGUUAGCGUUCAUUAUAACAAAUAAUGGAUCUGGUCACAAUGUGUCUGGAUUGAGAUACAAGGAGUAUCAACUUAAAGACUAUAGUCCAUGGUUUCUUAAGCAGCUGAAUAAUACUGAUAAUUGGAAGCACUUGAAGAGUUGUCUUGUGAAAUCAGAGGACUGCAACAACCUAGCAAAACAAUACAAGACUCUUAAGCAGUAUAAAAUGGCAAAACUGACACCUAUUGAAGCUGGUUGCUGCCGACCACCAUCUGACUGUAGUUAUCCUGUUCUCAAUGCUUCAUACUAUGACUUGAGCUUUCAUCCAAUUAGCUCCAAUAAGGACUGCAAGCUUUACAAAAAUUCUCGGACCGUUAAGUGCUACAAUUGCGAUUCUUGCAAGGCCGGCGUUGCACAAUACAUGAAAACCGAGUGGAGAGUUGUUGCCAUCUUUAAUUUAGCACUAUUUGUUGUCUUGUCAAUUAUAUACUUUGUGGGCUGCUGUGCAAGACGAAAUGCUGCUCGGAGCCAGUCAAAAGUUUGAAAAGAAAAGCGUUGGACUGAAGGAAAAAUGGAGGAAAGAAGAAGUUUGAUUUGAGGGGGCUUGGAAGUUCACAGCUUAAGCUUAUAUUUGAAGUGGCAUAAGCCUAAUGGCAAUCACGUAAAAGUGUUUGUUGUUCUGACGCGAGGGUGAAAAAUCAUUAUUUUUUUCUACUAUCUAUAAUUUAAUUUAAUGGUUCUACUUUUUCAGUAC
This is a messenger RNA of Durio zibethinus, 1170 nucleotides long. Its product is annotated as tetraspanin-10. The record is from RefSeq and is a predicted model, not a curated record. Gene Ontology annotation, biological process: auxin-activated signaling pathway. NCBI's taxonomy places the organism in Eukaryota, Viridiplantae, Streptophyta, Magnoliopsida, Malvales, Malvaceae. Gene Ontology annotation, cellular component: membrane.